UAGACAUAGUAUAAAUUAUAAUAAUGAAUACAGUAGUACAGGAAUAUAUGUAUUAUACAAAAAUACUCCUAUUUAUGUCAAAUAAAGUUAGUCAAUUAAGAUUUUAGGGACUUUAUUCCCUAACUGUACGGGGCAGAAUUUCUGCCGCAGAAACAUAGACGAUACUCAAAGUGGAAAGGAAAAUACUUAAGGUAUUUUAAAUGAUGAUUGAUGAGAUGCAAAAUAAUGAAUGCUAAGAUUUCUCGGACAGGGCAAGUUUAUAUAUGAAGAUUUAUGCUCAAUAAUGAAUAAUUGAAAAUGAGUAUGGAAAACAAUCUAGGAAAGAAGACUGCAGAAGAGAAAAAAAAAUUGGACAUCUAAUAAUAAAUAACCAAUAGAUAACUGUAUUAAUUGAUGAAAAUAUAGAAGGAAAAUCUUGGAGAGAUAGAACUCUUGUUCCAAUAGAGUUUUUACUCUAUUCAUGAAACAGCUCAUGGAAGGUAUAAGAAUAACUAAGAUAUAACUUAUUUGAUUUAUUGACAUUUUUAUAUUGAUGCAACCCGCACAAAACUUGUUUUAGGUCCAUAUGGUGGGGUUAACCAUAGCUUUGAAUAAGGUCCAAGGUUACAUUCGCCUGAUUCAUACAGACACAGUGUAGUAGAUUCUAGUUGCUCUAAUCUAAAUAAACAAAUUUAGUUAUUAUAUUUUUUUUAAAAUGACAACUUUUAUACAUUUAAAUAUUAUACUAUUUAUUUUAUGCUUCUCCAAAAAGUCAUCAGAAAAAUCAGUUACACUUGGGUUAAAUGAAGGUAAUGAUUCGAUUUAGAUCACUCAUGUAAGCAUUCUGAAAACUGCGAGUCCUUGAAAAUAGUGAUUGCAUAUGGAAUAUAUCCUGAUUUGAGUUCAUUUGAUGGAUUAAAUUCAUUAUUUUGUUGUUUACCAGCUAUUCUAAAAAAAGAAUUUAAAUAACUCAAUGAAUAAAAUACCAAGCAUUGUUAACGAAAAGUGUCAAGAAUAUUCUAAGUUAAUGAAAAAGUUUAGAAUGGAAGAUAUUAAUUCGACUGCAAAGUUAACAGAAUUUACAACAGAGUUUGGAUUUACAAAAAAAUCCACUAACCCGUACUCGAUGGACUGUGAAGCAGAUUUAAAAUCAUCAGUAAUGAACAUUGUCAUCAAAAAAUACCAGAAAGUUACUGAAAUAUCACAAUAUACGGAUGUUAUUUCAAAUAAUAUUCCAUUAGCUAAACCAAAGGAAUACCCACACAUGGCAAUAAUUGGUUUUGGGGAGAAGCCUGAAGAUGGCCUGUGGGGUUGCGGAGGUUCACUGAUUAGUGAAAGAUGGAUAUUAACUGCUGCGCAUUGUGAAAAAUUGAAAAAAGAUAGUGUUCUAAAUAUGGCACGUUGGGCACGAUUAGGAGAUUUAAACAUAAUCUUAACAACAGACGACGCUCGACCAAAAGACUAUCGAAUUGUACGGCGUGUCAUACAUCCGUGUUUUAACCCCCCUUUGAGUUACAACGAUGUAGCUCUGUUCCAGUUGGAAAAAAAUGUUGAGUUCUCCGAGUACGUAAUGCCGAUCUGUCUUAAUUCAGAUCCGUCUUUAGAACCUCGAAUACAAGUAGCUACUAGUUGGGGAAAGCCUUCUCUCGAUUCUGUUUCAAUGAGUCAUGAUUUGUUAAAAGUAGAAUUAAAUAUCGUCCCCGGGAGUCUUUGUAAUGAUAGUUUUAAUGCCAUAAGGUCUAAGUUAAAAUAUGGAAUAUUAAACGACAGAAUGAUUUGUGCGACUCCAUUAGAAGGCACUAGCGACGUUUCUGCGGGAGAUUCUGGCGGUCCACUUCAAUAUAAACACAACGAUUCGAGCAUACAUACUCAAUACGGAAUAAUAUCGUUCGGAACAACUUUAGGAGAUGGUCCCGUGGUGUACACUAGAGUAUCAAAAUAUAUUUCAUGGAUUGAAAAUAUCAUCUGGUCUUGAACCAAAUGAAAUUAUUGAUAUAUUAUAAUAAUUCGUGUUAUUAAAGCAUCAACAAUUAUUAUUAUGUUUGAAAUAAAUGUGAAUGUGUUUUUUUUA
This is a messenger RNA of Aphis gossypii (cotton aphid), 2050 nucleotides long. Its product is annotated as serine protease snake-like. Gene Ontology annotation, biological process: proteolysis. The record is from RefSeq and is a predicted model, not a curated record. Gene Ontology annotation, molecular function: serine-type endopeptidase activity. NCBI's taxonomy places the organism in Eukaryota, Metazoa, Arthropoda, Insecta, Hemiptera, Aphididae. Bases 953 to 1954 code for a protein of 333 amino acids. The transcript is spliced from 8 exons.